AUGAGGAUUAGCAGGAAGGCGGCUAUUGGCUAUUUGAUUAGAAGCGCGCGUUUGUUUAGUGAAGCCUGGCGAUGCGCACCAACCGUUGUCUUCUCUCCACGGUUGGAUUACACGCUCGUCAGGUACGUACAUUUAGCACUACGGCUACUAUCAUCUGCAAUUAACUGACGGUUGGAUUACACGCUCGUCAGUCUCUUAUUACGAUGGAUGAUCCGAGAGCCUAAAAAAUAAUAAAACGAGAGCUAUCCGGGCGUAAGGCCAUCUUGCGCACGGAAUCGAAAUCGGAAGGUUGACGUCGAGACCUAGCGAGACGGCAGGAGACGGCCGCCUUAAUUACACGGAGCGAGAUGGCCGCUUUACACUCUUUCUCCGGCCCCUCACCAGCCCUCACCCCGCUUUUCCCGACUUCGUAUGCCCUGUUGUCUCUCGCUCGAAGCGUCGACUGGUCAAUUUACGUGUUUCCUCUUUCCACUCGAUCUGGGAGCUUUCUCGCCGCCAAAUCUCAUCGGAACUUUGGAACCGUUCAUCGAAACGGCCUUCGAGGAUCUACGGGUGUCUACCCAGGUGUCCAAUGGUCGCCUUGUAUCUUUGUAACAACACCCAAGGGGGUUUUGGUGGGUAUAGUCGUUUCUGUUGCAGGAUCAAGUCCUACGCUACUGGCCUAGCCAGUGUGCUUUAG
Molecule: messenger RNA, 679 nt
Organism: Microbotryum saponariae
Lineage: Eukaryota; Fungi; Basidiomycota; Microbotryomycetes; Microbotryales; Microbotryaceae
Source: the annotation of a GenBank genome assembly